This is a messenger RNA of Sapajus apella (tufted capuchin), 1407 nucleotides long. It is a transcript of the gene MED27, whose product is annotated as mediator complex subunit 27. Gene Ontology annotation, cellular component: mediator complex. The record is from RefSeq and is a predicted model, not a curated record. Bases 41 to 976 code for a protein of 311 amino acids. Gene Ontology annotation, molecular function: transcription coactivator activity. Lineage: Eukaryota; Metazoa; Chordata; Mammalia; Primates; Cebidae. Gene Ontology annotation, biological process: regulation of transcription by RNA polymerase II. The transcript is spliced from 8 exons.
GGCGAAGCCGGCUUUGGAGAGCUGCUGUGGCGGCGGCAACAUGGCGGACGUGAUAAAUGUCAGUGUGAAUCUGGAGGCCUUUUCCCAGGCCAUCAGUGCCAUCCAGGCGCUGCGCUCCAGCGUGAGCAGGGUGUUCGACUGCCUGAAGGAUGGGAUGCGGAACAAGGAGACGCUGGAGGGCCGGGAGAAGGCCUUCAUUGCGCACUUCCAGGACAACUUACAUUCGGUCAACCGGGACCUCAAUGAGCUGGAACGUCUGAGCAAUCUGGUAGGCAAGCCAUCUGAGAACCAUCCUCUUCAUAACAGUGGGCUGUUAAGCCUAGAUCCUGUGCAGGACAAAACUCCUCUCUAUAGUCAGCUCCUUCAAGCAUAUAAAUGGUCAAACAAGUUGCAGUACCAUGCAGGACUCGCAUCUGGCCUUUUAAACCAGCAGUCGUUGAAGCGCUCCGCCAAUCAGAUGGGAGUAUCUGCCAAACGUAGACCAAAGGCUCAGCCCACAACUCUUGUCUUACCACCUCAGUAUGUUGAUGACGUGAUCAGCCGCAUUGACAGGAUGUUUCCCGAAAUGUCCAUCCACUUAUCCAGACCCAAUGGAGCAUCAGCAAUGCUUCUGGUGACCUUGGGAAAGGUGUUGAAAGUGAUCGUCGUCAUGCGGAGCCUGUUCAUUGAUCGAACAAUAGUAAAGGGCUAUCACGAGAAUGUCUACACAGAAGACGGCAAGCUUGACAUAUGGUCCAAAUCCAACUAUCAAGUAUUCCAGAAGGUGACAGACCACGCCACCACUGCCCUGCUCCACUACCAGCUGCCCCAGAUGCCGGAUGUUGUGGUCAGAUCCUUCAUGACCUGGUUAAGGAGUUACAUAAAGCUAUUCCAGGCCCCGUGCCAGCGCUGCGGGAAGUUUCUGCAGGACGGCCUUCCCCCGACAUGGAGGGAUUUCCGAACCCUUGAAGCCUUCCACGACACCUGCCGGCAGUAGCCCCCACCCUGGCCGCAGCCUCAGACCCCACCCGGCACCUCCCCAGACACACAGGAAGCCCACGGAAGGCUCAGAUAGUUCCUCACCACCCAAAUCAGUACAGCCGCUCCUCCCUUUCAUAAAACAGCGGCAUGAGUGCUGAGGCUGAACCUCCUGAAGAGCAGAACCCUCUCUGUGACUGAUGGGACUAAUUAUUCCCACUAGCCAAUGGACUGAAGGCCAAGAAGAUGUUGAUAGAACCUGGUAAAAGGAAGCUGAGCAGCAUGCUCCUCGUUCGUGUGUGCUCCUCCCUGGACGAUGCCCGUCUGUGAUUUCGUGACUGUUACUAGAACCAGCCCUUGUGUUCAUAGGUAUUGUCAUGCACGGUUGUUGUGUGGCUUUUGGGGUUUGGUAACUUAUUUUUGUAAGCAAUAAACCUUUUGUACCAUGAA